AUGAAGCGAUCCAAGGCUUCGUCGCCGACAAUACCAUCGUCUCCGACCCACAAAAAAGUUAAGACAUCGUCCCAGCUAGCCCCCGUUCAAAACGCCCUCGACUCUGCAGACGACUGGACCAGGGUGGAAAAGCGCAAGCAGAAAAAAGCGAAAAAGCAUGAGGUCAAACUCGAAUCAAAUCAACCAAGGUUUAUGUACAACAAUGCGGAGAUCUUGAAGCGAAAUCAAGCAAUUGGCAUCGAGGAUAUCCGGGAACUUGUUGUUCAUAUCAUCGCAGAUGCACCACCUCCGAACUGGCUACGGGUCGAUAAUGCACCGAUGAUUCAAAAAGUCGUCACACUUCUCGUACCUGGUCUUACCCCUUCUCUACUUUCUUUGCCUCCGUUACCGACCUCUGCAACCUCAAACCCCAAUGUACCACUCAGUAUCCCCUUGCCCCCCUCAUCAAUCCCCUUCGUUGCUGCGACAUUCAGUCACGCAUGUCCUACCAGAGCCCCAGGCGAUCAAACCCACAUGUACAGUGUGCUCAGCGCAUUCUUCCAUGGCCCAAUCACUGGCGAAGAGAGGAAACGGCGCAUGCAGCAGAGACUUGCUUCAGAGAAGGCACACAAUGAGGACCCCACGCAAUUUCUUCUGUCUGUCGAGCAAAUGAUUGAAGAUGACUACCCCAUACCAUCAUAUAUGUCCGACACCUUCCAGAAGUCGCCAGGUUGGGUUGAGACACCAGAAUACAAACCGGAACCUCUUGACGAGGGCGUUGACCUCCCGAAGCAAAGAAUAUACGCGCUGGACUGCGAAAUGUGCAUGACCGAAGACGGCAAAGAGUUGACUAGGAUAUGUAUAAUUGAUUAUUACACCGGCAUCGUGAUAUACGACCAGUUAGUUAAGCCAUCGAAACCCAUCACCGACUAUUUGACCAGGUGGUCAGGCAUAACGGCCGAAGCACUUGCGCCUGUCACCACCACACUCUCCCUUGUACAAACCCAUCUACUCCGCCUCCUCUCCCCUCCUCCCGCCAACCCUUUCUCCACCUCAUCGUCGCCUCCAUCUCCACCACCUCCAACCCCCAUUCUCCUCGGUCACUCUCUUGAAUCCGACCUCAAAGCUCUGAAGCUGUGCCACCCUUACUGUAUCGAUACUGCGAUCUUGUAUCACCAUCCACGCGGACGACCGCUUAAACCAGGAUUAGCUUGGUUAAGCAAGAAGUGGUGUGGAAAAGAAAUUCAAACUCGAGGUGAAGGAGGCCAUGACCCAGAAGAAGACGCUCGUGCUUGCCUAGACCUGCUCAAGAAGAAGGUUGAGCAAGGCCCUGGCUUCGGGGAAUUCAAGGUCGACCACGAAUCAAUUUUUGAACGUUUGAAGAGAUCGUCAAGGCGCGCGGGCGGCGGUGUUGGAAGCAUCAAGUCAGCGGUUGUUGAUUAUGGCAACCCAGCGUUUAUGCAUGGCGCCAAAGCCGAUACGACCAUUGCUUGCAAGAAUGAUGAUGACAUACACAAGGGCAUCUUAGAUGCGCUGCCUUCGCAUCAAUUUAUAUUCGGUCGGUUCAUGGGAUUGGCAGACACGCUGGGAUGGACUACUCCGAAGCCAAACCCUGACGCUCCGCCACCUGAACCAUCUCCGCCGCCGACACCCGAAGAAAUUGAGGCGUCCCUCUCCUCCCUAAACACCCAUUUAGCUACAUUGCACUCUUCGUUACCCUCUCGGACAGCUAUCAUCAUCUUCACCGGCCACUCCGACCCGCGGCGAAUGGCAACCCUGGGUGCUCGCCGCUCCGCUUUUGAGACAGCGAUCAGAAGCGGAAAGACUCCUGACCAAAUUCCACCAGAAGCACAGUGGACUAUGGCAGACGGCCGCGACCUCGAGGAAGAAGUGGAGAAGGCCAAGCGUGGCCUUGUAUUCUUGGGCAUCAAGCCCUGA
This is a messenger RNA of Pleurotus ostreatus (oyster mushroom), 1917 nucleotides long. RefSeq lists its product as uncharacterized. The transcript is spliced from 8 exons. Gene Ontology annotation, molecular function: nucleic acid binding; exonuclease activity. NCBI's taxonomy places the organism in Eukaryota, Fungi, Basidiomycota, Agaricomycetes, Agaricales, Pleurotaceae. Gene Ontology annotation, cellular component: nucleus. The record is from RefSeq and is a predicted model, not a curated record. Bases 1 to 1917 code for a protein of 638 amino acids.